Rasamsonia emersonii CBS 393.64 is the source of this 2544-nucleotide messenger RNA. Its product is annotated as Intracellular protein transport protein (Sat1). The transcript is spliced from 2 exons. The record is from RefSeq and is a predicted model, not a curated record. Gene Ontology annotation, cellular component: Golgi membrane; Ric1-Rgp1 guanyl-nucleotide exchange factor complex. NCBI's taxonomy places the organism in Eukaryota, Fungi, Ascomycota, Eurotiomycetes, Eurotiales, Trichocomaceae. Gene Ontology annotation, biological process: retrograde transport, endosome to Golgi. Bases 1 to 2544 code for a protein of 847 amino acids.
AUGCCCUCGGACAUACAGGUCUCUGUGAAAUGGAAAGAGCAGACGAUCUUCGCAGGAGAAGACGUUGAGUGCAUCAUCACAUUCAAGAACGUGGCAGAGAAUGGAACCCCCGACGUCAGCAGCGGACCUCAACAACCUCCUCAUCAACGGAAGGCCUCACGGUCCCUGAACGGCAGCUCCAACAGCGACGGCUACUUCGCGCUCAAGUCUCCGCAGGCCCUGUUCGCCAAUGGCAACAGGCGCUCGCUUCCCCAAACUCCUCGCCAGAAGACGUUCGAUCGUUCUCACCGCGCGUCGGCGUCAUUGAGCUCGCCGUUAGGCGUCGCUCAUAGCUUUCCGCCCUCAUCGGGCCACAAGCACAAGCGAUCCGUGUCGAUUCUGUCCAUAGAGAGUGAUGGAGGGAAUGAGAAGACGCCGGUGCCGUCUCAGCUCAGUCGUUCUCGGCCAGCCUGGGGACAUGGCCGGUCCGCGAGCCUUCAGUUCCUUCCGAGGAGGUCUACAGGUCCCGAGGAGAUCUUUUCACCAGGUAUUUCUAAAUAUCAAUCCAUUGAGGAUCUGUUUCUGUUUUGGCUGACAAUACGUGAAGCUGGCAGGACCCCGACACGUGGGCUGCACUCAGCCGAGUCUGCUUUGAGUCCUUCGAUUGCGAAUCUGAGAAUUGAUGGAGAUCGAUCCCUCAGACCCAGUCGUCCGGGUUCUGGCGCAGCCAGUCCUGUAGCGCCACCCGAUUCCUUACGAAGUCCCCGAGGAAGAGCGAUGCCUUUCCCCACGGACUUCAAGUUCCCGCCAGCUCCGCCGACUCCGAAUGAGCCUACUAGCAACCACUCUACUACAGCGACGAAUGAUGAAAGUUCUGCAACUGCAACGCGUCCGCCUUCCGGACCUUCCGCAAGAGAUACACCGCCAUCUCUAACCCAACAGGCUCAUUUGGCUCCGGUUACCAAGAUCAUUUCGAAUUCCAGCGUCAAUGGAAGCAGCAGAAGUAGCGGGGAAUUCUACUCUUUGAGCAAUAACUCGACGGAGACACUUGAAUCAGAAUACACGAACUAUGGCCCGAACCGUUUGCGAUCCAAUCUUUCGCGACACAGGCGGCAUUAUUCCAGCGUCGAACCGACUGGCAAGUCUUCUGAUUCCCUGACCCUCCUUAUGGGAUAUGCUCAGAUCAGUGCAUCUUUCACUGUCGAUGGGUCAUUGAUCAACCAGGCCGUGUUUGAAGAAGUCAAGCGGAAAGGAGUCGUGGGUAGUCAGGGGAGCAGUGCCGGUGGUCCCGCUGCGGCAGAGAAAACUCGCCGCAAUGGUGGUCUCUUGAGCGCCUUGGGCUGGAAUGCGAUUGAGGAAUCCAUCAGUGGUCUCCUUUCCAGCGGCGACCUCAAUGGUCUCCGGGACAUGCGCGGUGUAACCUCUUCCAAAUCCAUUCCUUUACUCUCUACACCGCAGUCGCUUUUGUUUGUCGAUCUCCGUCUCGCUCCGGGGGAGGAGAAAUCGUUCUCAUUUUCCUUCACGCUUCCCAGAGGGCUGCCUGCCAGCCACAAAGGGAAAGCGAUCAAGUUUUCCUAUAAUUUGGUAAUUGGUACCCAGCGACCUAGCGGCCCCAAGGAAGUGCAGCAAGUCAACCGCAUCAACGUUCCCUUCCGAGUUUUCAGUGGCGUUAACGCCCGAGGAGAUGUUCUUGGCCAUGAUCUCAUGAUGCCGUACGUACUUCUCCGUGACGAAGCACGUGUACGAAAAGUCAGCAGCAGCGACGAAGCACGUCCGCUGCAGAAAGACAAGAGCAUCAGCGGACCAAUAUGGACCACAGCCCCUGAAUUCUUGUCAUAUGUUGAUGAGAUCUUGGAGCAACAUGCUCCCGGGAGUUCGCUACCUCCUCCUACCACACCCUUGGAGAAAACGCCGAGCCAAGAGCGAGCCAGGCAGUCCCCCUCUUGCAAGGAUGCCAUCGAUUUGGCUAUCCUUCGCAGUAAUCAGAUUACCAGUUCCAACCGCAGUGCGAAUCGGUUCGAAAUUGCACGGAACGGUCGUCGGAUUGCUGUUGUGGUCCUCAAUCGUCCUUCCCACCGCCUUGGAGAGACGAUCUUUGCGACCGUGGACUUCUCGGAUGCCGCGCUCCCUUGCUAUUCGUUGAGAGCAACUCUGGAGACGUCAGAAAAGGUUGACCCUUCGCUCGCGAUGCGAUCGAGCGCCAGCAUCUAUCGAGCUACGCGCCGCGUCUACGCGUCCUACUUUGAGAAUACCUUGUUCUCCACUCGAGUCGUAUUCACCCCCGCCAUUCCGAUCUCCGCUACGCCGACGUUACUGACGAGCGGGGUCAAUCUCGAGUGGGAAUUGCGAUUCGAAUUUGUGACGACGCAUUCCUACAGUGAUGACGAAGCAGGUCUGUCGGGGGCCAGGUUGUUGGAGUCCAUUGGCGAGGACGAUAGGGGCUCCGUCUUUUCAUCAGUGGAGACUCUACCGUGUGAGUCUUUUGAAAUUUCGAUCCCCCUGACUGUCUAUGGGGAGACAGUCCGAGAGCCGUUAGCCGAAGAGAAUCAGGUAUACUAUAUAUGA